GAGACGGAUCUUACAAACGAAAACAUAAGCAUGAUAUUUUUCAAUCAGUUAUUUAGUCAGUUGUGGGAUGUACAUUUCAAAUAAGUAAUUUUGGCUUUUAACCCAACAUUCACACUCCCAGUUGUAGCGAUCGAAGAACAAUACUAAUGGAUAUAGCCGAAGAAAUUGACUACGCUUGCAACUCGCGACCAGAAGUAUUAGAUGUAAAGCAUCAUUACAAAACUGUUCACGAAAAGCGAAAUGACUACGUUUGUGACGUGUACCACAAAUCAUUUACACAUUCGAAUAUUUUUAAGGAGCACCAAAAAUCAAUUCAUGAUGGACGAAAGGACUACGAAUGCGAUGUGUGUCAUAAAGUAUUUUCUCGUUCGAACCAUUUGAAGGAACACCAAAGAAUUCACGAAGGACGUAGAGACUACGAAUGCGACGUUUGCCAACGAAAAUUUACGAAUAAGUCGCAUUUAAUAAGACACGAUAGAACUGUUCACCAAAAACGAAAAGAUUACCAAUGUGAUGUGUGCCAAAAAGCAUUUUUGCGUUCGGAUUGUUUCAAGCAACACCGAAAAACAGUUCAUGAUGGAAAAAAGGAGUACGAGUGUAACACGUGUCAUAAAUUGUUUUCUAAGUUGAUCGGUUUAAAAACACAUCAAAAAUCAGUUCAUGAAGGACUAAAAGACCACGAGUGUGAAGUGUGUCAACGAAAAUUUACGUGGAAGGUCAAUUUGAUAAGACACGAGCGAACAGUUCACGAAGGACGAAGGGACUAUGAGUGCAAUGUGUGCAAAAAGACGUUUACGAGAAGAAUGUCCUUGACGAUUCAUCAAAAAAGAAUCCAUGGAUACCAAAAAGAGUCUGGAAACAAUCGGCAUUUGCCAGAUACUCGCAAAAUAGUUCACGAAGGUCAAAAGGGCUAUGAAUGCAAUGCGAGUCAGGAAGUAUUUCCAGAGCAGAGCAACGCGAAGAAACAUAAAAAAAUAGUUCAUGAAGAACAAAUAAAAUAUGUUCCAGAUGUAUGUACGGCAAAAGAUAACUUGAUUAACCACAAAGUUACUAAUGACGUCGAACAAAAUUACUUCGAAUUACAUAAUGUAUUUCGAAAAAAGUUUUGUAAAAGCCAAAUAGGGUAUGGCAGCGAUGUUAUGUUAACAAGCAAUGAGUCUUAAUUUAAAGUUCGGGUUUUACGAAUGUGCUAAACGUAUAAAGUCAUUCAAAUAUAGAGAUAUACUUCAUACACCCCGCAUAGUUUUUUUUAUUUUUCUAGUUUAUCUAAUCCCUUUCUCUAAUUCUUUUAUUUUACUAAUUCAAGAUGGCUUUUCGCGUAAAAAAGGCUCAAAGUUGAGCCAAGUUGGAGCGUAGUUCAAGUUGGUGAAACUUGAUACUGAGAACUGCAGCCCACCCUUCAAUCCACAC
This is a messenger RNA of Trichogramma pretiosum, 1410 nucleotides long. RefSeq names its product zinc finger protein 525-like. NCBI's taxonomy places the organism in Eukaryota, Metazoa, Arthropoda, Insecta, Hymenoptera, Trichogrammatidae. The transcript has 2 exons. Gene Ontology annotation, cellular component: nucleus. Bases 147 to 1163 code for a protein of 338 amino acids. The record is from RefSeq and is a predicted model, not a curated record.